Molecule: messenger RNA, 5688 nt
Organism: Bradysia coprophila
Lineage: Eukaryota; Metazoa; Arthropoda; Insecta; Diptera; Sciaridae
Gene: wry
Product: delta and Notch-like EGF repeat containing weary
Molecular function (GO): calcium ion binding
Source: RefSeq, a predicted model, not a curated record
CUCGUUCAGUUUCGCAGUGUUAUUCAAUCGAUUCGGUGGCAAAGAAACGGCGUUCGGUUAUUCUACGCUAUAGUUCGAAGAAAAAAGUCUGUCUUUCCAUGGUGUAAUGGUGAAAUUUGUGUAUUGUGAUGCAUUAAGUUUUACUGGAAUGGUGUAAUUUGGUGAUUUAUUGGAGUUAAUGUGCCCACGAACAAUCCAAUAACUGUAGUUGAGAUUUUCUAUGCGAAAAAAUUCCACAUCAAUUACCACGAAACCUUAUGAUUAUGGCUCGCAAGUUCACCGACAACGUUACCUGAAACUUUCCGUAUAAAAAGGUUUGUGCACGUACAACAAAAUCAACUGCUGCAGUCAUCAAGACCAAUUAGGUUCAACUAAAUAAACACAGAAUCACACAUCCAGAAAAACCAAACGGAAGUGAAAUAAAUAAAAGCGAGAGCAAAAAGGGGAUAUUUUUUAACGAACUUUUUUUUAUCCCGUAUUUGAACUGUUUGUGCUUUAACGUGUGUGCAUUGUGUUAACCAUACCAUACACCGUAUCUGUAAAAUGGUCGUCAACAUAAGAAUCAUGCAAAUGUUGCAUAGUGGUUUAGUAACUCUUGUCGUUUUUAGUACAUUUGUGCAAUUGGUAUGGUGUAAUGUUGAAAGUGCAAAAAGUCCGGGGGAAAGUUCAAGCACGUCUGUGCCAGAAGUCACAAACUUAAUAACGGAAGAAGAAAACAGAAGUUUCGAUGAAACUUUGGCAACUGUAAGUGUUGGUAUACGCUCAUUUACGGUUGAAGUAACAACGCCAUUUGAAAAACCAUCCAUACAGGACGGAACGAAAAUACCAUCGAAUUCUAACGGUUCGGAGGUGAAAUCAAUGAAUAAAACGAAAACUUUUCCAACGGAAGAUUAUAACGGCACCGCUGUGCCCGAUAAUGAUUCCACCUAUACGGCACCAAACGAAAAAGAAACUGAAGCAGUUACAAUAAUGGAAUCAUCGCCAUCACCGUCGUCCCCGAACGGAUAUGAAGAUAAAUCGCCCGUAAACGAUAUCCAUAUUGAAAAGCAGCUCAAAAACGGUUUGUAUCGAAUAAAAAUAGCGGAAAUUAUCACCGAUGAGUUUGACAAUGCAUUGGGUGACGAUGAAAUUGAAGCAUCAAUAAAUCGAAAUAAAUUGUACAACAGCGGAAAGAUCAACAUUGCAGAUCUGUAUCCGUCGCAAGACGAAGAUUUCGGACCGAUAAUUAAAGAGUCAAACGAACGACUGUUGAAAGAUAAGCACAUGUUUGUUCAGGACAGUGGGGUGGAUGACGAUGGAAAUUUAAAGUCAAAUUCAAUUGUGGACAUUGAUAGCCAAGCGAAUCAAAAUUGGAAUUCAAAUGGAAACACAGUAAAUAUUCCAACAACCAAAAUUGAAAUCGAAUUAAUUGAUGAACCAUCAUUGUCGUCUGAUGUACUAAUUCAUUCAAAGAAUGACGAUUCACCGGAUGGAACCGACAAAAUAACCGAUUUCACAAAGCAAUUGCUACGGGAUAAUGAUAAAAUUGUUAGUACGAUUGAACGCAGUUUUGUAAAUGUAAAUAAUGAGGAUAGCGAUGGAAAUGUAUCUGUCCCACCACCGCAACCAAUACCAACGCUAGCACAACCAGUAAAUGCGCAAAUUAAAUCAAUGGAAUUCAUUGACCGACGGGUGAAAAAACACGAUCCCACAUUUAAGUUCAAAAUACCAGCUGAAAAUGAACAAAACCAUGUCGAUUUUGCCAACACUAAAUUCAGCUCAAAUGAUGCCCAUUCUGCUAGUAAAAAUGAAAAGCCAGAAUUCUCUACAACGAAAUUCUACAACAGCAAAGAGCUAUACAGUGAAAUGCUACACAAGCGAAUACACGAGGACGACGAAUUCAAAGGGGCAACAUCAAGCACCCCAAUUAAUUCGAAAAUGAAUGAAUUCGCUACAGUGAACUCAGACACCGAAAUGGGUUUGACAAAAUCGUACGAUUCGAACAAAUAUUCCACAUCACCCAGCACAACUCUGUCGCCCCGAACGUCAGACAACAAAACCAAACCAAAGAUAAAUCAAAACAAAACCAAUUCCAAAAUGCAAAUUAAGCCAGAACCACGUCAAACUAAUAACAAGUCCAAAGAUAAAGAUGUCAAUAAUGAAAAAGCAAAUAAUAAGAAGAAACAGAUGUUGCAAACGACACCGACUCGUCCCACCACCCACCCAACGCAAACCGCUCCAGUUACCACAGAAACACUACAUCAAGCAUCAAAAAAGAUUGACAGUGUUCCAACAACUGUAGGAAAAGCUGUUUACAGCAAAUCAACAAUGCCAUCACAAACCGUAACAACAGCAGCACCGAACCGAAUGGUAACGGGUUCGGCGGAAAGUUUUAGCGUUACAAUGGAUACGACAAAGCUGGAACAACAUUCAAUUGUGGUAAACAAUUUGGCAAAACCGUACAGCAGAUCGCACGUGCUAUCACGAAUGCAAGAAAAAAUCAAUGCACUGGAAUGUGACAUACAAAUGCAAAACGAACCAAUCGAAGCCAGUAUUUGGCGUGGAAAUGAAACUCAUGAAUUAUGUUUACCAAAUACGAUACCCGAAAAUUGUACAUCUGGAGCCGAUUGUAUGCCAAUGAUUAUCUCAUGGGAAGGAACAGCCGAAAUCCAAUCAGGAGAUGUGCUUAUUGUUGAAAUUGAUGACAAUCUACUGAUACCCACCGAGUAUAAUGCAUCAAAUGAUCCAAACUUACACAAAACAACCACCGCUGUGUAUCAAGUGACACGACCGGGCCACGAACAUUGCGAUGUCACAGAAGGCAUCCUACUAGAUAUAACACCACUUGUGGUUGAUGGCAAAAAACUGGUUACGCUUUACGACAAAGACCUAACGGAAGGUGUUAAUUUGCUGAUAGUUGUAUCCGAGAUUUGGGGUUCGCAGUGCGUUCGAUUAAAGGUGACCGUUAAAUCGGAUAAUUGCGGUGAAAAUGCUGAUUGUUCGGGCAAAGGAAUAUGCUAUUCGAACACGUCAAUGGAAGGAUACGAAUGUCAAUGCUGCACUGGAUUUGCUGGUUCUCACUGCGAAGAAAUUGAUGCUUGUUCACCGAGUCCAUGUACAAAUAAUGGCAUUUGUGUUGAUUUAUCGCAAGGACAUGAAGGCAAUUCGUACCAGUGCUUAUGUCCAUACGGAUAUACAGGGAAAAAUUGCCAAUUUGAAUCUGAUCCGUGUAAUCCAUCGGAAUGCUUAAAUGGCGGAUCCUGUUCGGGAAAUGCAACACAUUUUAGAUGUGAAUGCACCGCGGGAUAUACGGGUCCACUAUGUCAACACAAUUUAAAUGAAUGCGAAUCAUCACCUUGUGUACAUGGAAUAUGUGUGGAUCAGGAGGAUGGGUUUAGGUGUUUCUGUCAGCCAGGUUUUGCUGGUGAACUUUGCAAUUUCAAAUACAACGAAUGUGAAUCAAAUCCAUGUUUAAAUGGUGGCAUUUGUUCGGACCACAUUGGUGGAUUUUCAUGCAAAUGUACGAGAGGAUAUAAUGGAAAAAGGUGUCAUAUUAAGGUUGAUUUUUGUGCCAACAAUCCAUGCCCGGAAGGCCAUCGAUGUUAUGACAGAGGCAACGAUUUUACAUGCGAAUGUCCAGGAGGACGUAAUGGACCAGACUGUAAUCAAGUUCCUCGAACGCUAUGCAACAUAAAUCCCUGUGCAAAUGGUGGAACUUGUUGGACUAGUGAAGAAUCAUUCUAUUGUGCAUGUCGACCUGGUUUUACCGGAAAAAUGUGUGAAGAUGAAUUUGUUGUCGAGACAGUUGUCAGCUCCAACGAAAUAAUAUCGGACGAUCCACAAGCUAAUACUCGGCCAUUCGGUGAAUCAUUGGCGGUUGUUGCAAAGUCUACAAAAACCCAUCUGUCGACCUAUGCUAUAAUCGUUAUUUUGGUUGGAAUCGUUGUCAUCAUUUUUAUUGUGUUUUCGGUUUGCGCUUGCAAAUCCCCAUCGUACGAUCGAUUCACCACAAGACAACAUCAAUUGAUUCCAAUAUUCGGAUUCGGACGACGUGCAAAAUCGUCAGUAAUAAAUAGACACUGGCUGAGUGGAAAAGGUGGUAUGCAGUCAAUGCAUAAAUCGAGCACAGCCAGUUUACACAAUGGCCAAUGUCAAAAUAACGGUGGCAGCGGUGGUGGUGGUGGUGUUGUUGGUGCACAUAAUCAUUGCAGCAAUGGUAUGGCAAAUCAUCAAACUCAACAACACGAACAGCGUAACCAUUUCAAUCGGCAUUUGGCUAUGAAUUUGGAAAAUGAUAUGUACUAUACGGUUGAUUUUAGUGAUUCGCAACAUUCACCAUUGAUACAAUAAUUUGGUGUCGGGAAUGUUGUGUUGAGAGUGUGAGUUUUUUUUUAGAGAUCGAAAUGAAAAGUUAAAUAAAAGAAAAUAAAAUUAUUUAUGACUUAACGGUAAAUAUUCAAAAAAAAAGCGUCGCGAUGUUCUAUGUUUAGAUUAUAAAAUGAAAAGAAAAUAAAAAUAAUUUUUACGUUUCGUUACCGAGAAAGAAAGGAUGAAAUCAAUGCUCUAUCCAUAGGGUUUAGUUGAAUAUUUUUGAUCAUUUAAAAAUAAUAAAUGAAAAAUAUGGUGAGUAAAAAACAUAAAUUAAUUUAUAUAAAAAAUGAUAACAUUAAAAGGAAGAAAAGUUAAAAUAAAUGUUAAAUUUGCCAAAUUAUUGUAAGUGUUGAAGUCGCCUUGAUUGUGUAUAUUUGCCAAAGUUGAAAUUUAUGAUUUAGACGUUUCGUUAUUAAUUAAAACAAUAGUUUGUUGUAUAGAAGUCAAAGUUAUGAUUCCAUUCAGAGUGACUGUUCUGUUCGCCAUUAUCACAAGUUGGUGGUGAAUUAGACAAAUGGUGGUCAGGCCAUCGACAAAUGGCUGAUUUUUUUUAUAGGUUGUUCAUUCAACAUCUGGUUUUUAUUAAGAAAAAUAUGUUUAAAGGAAGAUCAUUCAAAUGCAUAAUGCUCAAGCAUUAAAUUGAAAAAUUUCAGUGCUACUGUCCAAUGAAAUGUUUUAAAUAUGAAAAACUUCUCGCUCAAAUGGGAUGGAAUGGACAAUGUCCAUUGGGCGUUCCGUUAAAAUUUUCAUUAUUCAUCAAUCAAAAAUUGAUUUAAUUUCAGUAAUUCAGUAAUUUUCCACAGUCACAAUAGUAGUUGAAUGGAAUCACUGAUUUUAUUGCUAAAAAUAAACCGAGGUCAUUCAACUGAUCGGUGUAUUGCGAUAAAACUCAUCUCCUACUCCUUCUCUGUUCCUUAGCCAAUAUUAAAAACAGUAAAUUUCCACUUUAAUCGAAUAAAUACGUAGGUGUAAGUUGUAAAUUUUAAUGUUAAAGACUUAGGCAUUCAUUAUAGGUAAGUGUUUGACAUGGGCUGCAAUUUUUUGUAUUAUUUUUUGUUCUUAUUUUGCACCCAAAACCAUUUGAAAUACACAACAUUAUUGAUUCUGUAUUAUUGAUUCUGCGUUUGCAGGCCACAAAAGUGGAAUAACAAAAUUUAGUAAAUAACCCAGCCCAUUCAAUUUACAAUAAAAAUCAUUAUCCUCCUGUUCGUGUGCCAAAAAUAAUUUUUUCCAUUUUGCACCAGGGCUUACGAUUUUAAAAAUAAAAAUUAAUUUGAAUAAAUUGGUUUUUCCUAUUUCCAUUUCCAUAUUUAUUAAUUCAGUGUCCAGUCUUGCCAA